Messenger RNA from Falco peregrinus (peregrine falcon), 3517 nucleotides. It is a transcript of the gene CDC20B, whose product is annotated as cell division cycle 20B. The transcript has 11 exons. The record is from RefSeq and is a predicted model, not a curated record. Gene Ontology annotation, cellular component: anaphase-promoting complex. The coding region runs from base 1 to 1482 and encodes 493 amino acids. Lineage: Eukaryota; Metazoa; Chordata; Aves; Falconiformes; Falconidae. Gene Ontology annotation, biological process: anaphase-promoting complex-dependent catabolic process; positive regulation of ubiquitin protein ligase activity; positive regulation of anaphase-promoting complex-dependent catabolic process. Gene Ontology annotation, molecular function: ubiquitin ligase activator activity; protein binding; anaphase-promoting complex binding.
AUGAAAAUAGAGUGGGACUUUCUGAAGGUCCCAGACUCGGAAAGGAUCACGUACUCCGGGUUUAAGAGCUCCAUGAAGAGGAGGCUGGCGGCCCGCGCUGCGGUGGCGAGCAGCCCCAUUGUCACAAGAUGGCAGCAGCUGCACGCGAGAGGCCGCUCCCCCGCCCGCCUCGGUGCCUCCGCGGGGCCCCAGCGCGGCCGCGCUCCCGGGGAGACUCCAGUGACACCUCAGGUGCCUAAGAAACUCUCCGUUAUGAAAACUGUUGUGACUCUACCUAGCAGUCAUGCUGCAUUAGGCUUGGAAGGGAGCAGUAAUAUGAGAGCUGGAAUGGAAAAGAAACAAAUAUGUUCUUCUCAGCUUCCAGUGCUCCAGGAGGUUGGAUAUAGCAUUGCAGAAAAUGGUGACAUGAAGGUCUGUGAAAAUACCAGUUGCAUCUGGAAAGGAUGCCAAGAGGGGACCCAUAGUGACUUCAGAGCUGUUACCACCGUGAAGCCUUCCAUACUAUGGGAACCAGAAGUGAGGCUUCAUAUUAGUGGCUUGCGCAAUGAUUACUAUCUAAACAUACUGGACUGGAGCCUGGAAAAUCUUGUGGCUGUUGCUGUAGGACCGGCUGCACACAUCUGGAAGGGAGGAGCUCUUCAAACCAUUGAAAGAAUUUAUUUGAAUUCGAAUUCCAAAUACAUUUCUUCUCUGGCUUGGAUAAAAGAAGGAACUUGCCUUGCAAUUGGCACCAGCGAUGGAGAAGUACAACUGUGGGACAUUGAAACCAAAAAGAGGUUGAGAAAUAUGUUUGGUCACCUGUCUGUAGUUGGAGCGCUGAGCUGGAAUCAUCAUAUUCUGAGCAGUGGUUCACGACUAGGAUCUAUUCAUCACCAUGAUGUUCGGGUUGCUCAACACCAUGUUGGGACUCUUCGCCACAACAAAAAAAGCAUUUGCAGCUUGAAAUGGUCACUAACCGACCAGUUGCUGGCCAGUGGGUCUAGUGAUGGUAUAUUAAAUAUCUGGCCUGGUGACCCUGGUGUGAAAUUGCAGUUGCAGCCACUGAAAACCAUACCUCAUUCUUCAGCAGUUAAGGCAAUGAACUGGUGUCCUUGGCAGUCCAAAGUCCUUGCUACAGGGGGUGGAAUGAAGGACAGGAUUUUGCGUGUCUGGGACAUAAAUUGUGAGAAAAUUAUCCAAAGUGCAGCUACAGAUUCUCAGGUUUGUUCCUUGCUCUGGUUACCCCAAACCAGUGAACUGAUGACUGGACAAGGCCUUCCUGGAAAUCAGAUGAAGAUAUGGAAGUAUCCCAUGCUUAUCAAUUCAUCAGAACUCUAUGGUCACAAAGGGAGAGUCCUGCAUAUAGCUCUGAACCCAGAUCAGAACAGGCUCUUUUCUGUUGCGGCUGAUGGGAUAGCUUGUCUGUGGAAAUGCUGUGAGCCUGGGCAGAGCAAGCACAGCAGCAAGGCUUUUUCUAAUGAUUAUUUGAGCUCAUUCUUGUGACUUCUUUUCCUUGAAAGCAAGUGAUUAAAUGUAUUUAGAAGAUUCAAUAAUUCAAAAUAUGUGUGUUCCUUCCAGUGGAAACAUGGCAGAAGAUAGUAUAUUUUUUUUCAAGAAAAAGCAAUUUUCCCCGUCAGUCCAUCAUGUGAAAUGUUAGUAGCUUGUCUUACUUACCCUAGAGAAAAAAUAUUCUGACUCUGAAGAAUAACAUGAUAUUUAUUUUCAUUAAACUAGCAAGCAUGGAUGGAAUCCACACUGUAUCAAGUGCCAGCGUAAAAUCUUAGGUCCUGCUUUUAGCUAUGAUUUUCUAAGUGAUUUUACAUCUUACCAUCCCCAUUGGGAACCACAUGCCAAUAAUGUGUAAAUUCGCUUGAAUCAUUCAAAGGGCUAGAAUCAGCAGAGGACAGUCCAGGGGUCUGUAUUGUUCUAUAUAUCACAUGGGUCAUGGAACAGAAUCUGUCUAAGUAUUUCUAGAGAUCUAGGUUAAAUAUGUAAUUGUGGCUAAAUAUAAAUGAUUUCUUGGGAAUUCUUUGGUUUUUUCAUAGUAGUAAUGAUAACUAGCUUAAUUAGAAAACUGUCUUUAUUGUUUUGAAUUGUUUCCUUUCCUUAAACUUACCUGAUAUGUUUAACAAUGAUUGAAAAUAUAAAUAAUCACACAAUAGUUAUAUUAUGUAUAAUUAUGUAAUGAACUGGUUAAUAAGCCAGAUGGACAUAGUCAAAGAAGUUUGGAUCUAACACAACAUUUAGUUCAUUCGUUCCUUAAAGUUACCAAUUAAUUCUGGGUGUCAGCAAACCUGGCAGCUAUCACCUUCUUAUGAAUCUUCUUUAGCGUUCACAAGGACCAAACCUCUUGGACUUUAACAGAUGUCUGCCCGUGUUAAGACUUGCACACUGUCAACAGCUAAGUAAAGAUGUCAGGAUUGGUCUUCAGAUGCUAUUCAGAUGGAAUUUAGUGCUAUUCAGUGCUAUUCAAAAUGUGUUCUAUCCACAGACAUCUUUGGAGCUUUGCUUUCAUUAUUAGGAAUGACAGGAGGCAAGGGGUAAGGAUUCACUCAUACAUUUGUAUAUUAAAAACCCCAUGAGCUCAGAAACUCAUAUUGUUUGGAUUUCUUUUUUUUUCUGCUUGAGAUUUAUUUUGAGUAUUACCUGUAGCUGGGGAAGAAUGGGAGAUUAGGCCGGUAAAGCAGUGUCAGCCCAUGGAAAAUUACAUUUUACAAAUGCAUGAAAAGAGGUUGAUGAUGUUAACAGGGGCACAAGUAUCUGGAAAUGGGUGUGAAAUUUUAAAAACCUCAUCUUCUGUUGAUAAGUCACGUGUAUGCAAUCUUUAAGUGUGGAAGGUUGAGACCACUCAUCUUUUUUAUCUAGUAAAAUGUUAAUUUACAAUAAAUCUGCUACUAAACUGCUUGUUUCUGACAUUAUCUCAUGUGGUCUUCAAAAUAAGUUAGAAAAUGAGAAUGUUGGUUAUCAAUUGAGAAAUGACUACCAAGAAGUUGAUGUCUAAGAAUGGGAAAUUACUUAUCCUGUGCCUGUCUUCUAAUAUGAGCGUGUUUGUUGCAGCAGAUUUUAUCAAAUGUUUAUAAUCUGAUUUAAAUAUUCAAAAUAGUUUUGAAAGGAGUUUAAAAGUUUUUGAAAAUGUUAAAAACUUCUUUUCUCUUUUGAAUAGGGGGAAAGGAGUGUAAUUAAUCUCUUUACUUGCUUUUAUGAUUCUUACAGAAAUUCUCUCUCUUUCCUUAGGCAGUACCUACAUUGUAUUGGUUUGCCAAAUGAAGGAAGAGGUGUAUAACACUUGAUGGGGGGCUGUGGUAGGGUAGGAGCUGUCAGUACUGAAGCCAUGCAUAUUCUGUUGGAUGCUUAACUGUCAAAAUAAGAACAUACAUUUCUUUAUCACUGAGAAGUGCUCAUUUGUUAGUUAAUUAUGCUAGUUCGUUACUGAGUGAUCAAACUGUUUGGCCCCAGAAGUAUUUUAACUUAGUAUCUAAAGGUGGAAGAAGUCACUGAUUUCAGUAGAAUUAAAUCAUAAAUAUGACACAAUUUUGUA